This is a messenger RNA of Oryza brachyantha (malo sina), 991 nucleotides long. RefSeq lists its product as uncharacterized. The coding region runs from base 1 to 942 and encodes 313 amino acids. Lineage: Eukaryota; Viridiplantae; Streptophyta; Magnoliopsida; Poales; Poaceae. The record is from RefSeq and is a predicted model, not a curated record. Gene Ontology annotation, molecular function: carbohydrate binding. The transcript has a single exon.
AUGACGAGCUCGUGCGCCAUGCUGGUGCUCAUCUUGGCUCUGCUCGGUGCUGCUAUGGCGGCGGCGGCCGGUGGCGGCGACGUUGUGUCGUACAGCUACCCGGCCUUCGACGCGGCGACGACACGCGACGGCAGCCUCUUCGCCGGCACCAACCUGUCCGUGCUCACGUCGGCGCGGCUUCUCUUCGAGCAGGAUCAGUUCUUCUCCGAGUUCAACGCCUCCGAGGGGUUCCUGCUCCUCUCCGACGAGGUCGACGUGUGGUGCGGCGGCGCCGGGGCGCCCGCCCGCGAGGCGUCCUUCAACACGAGCUUCACCGUGGGCGCGGGGGCGUCUCCGGAUCCCGUCGCCGUCGCGUUCGUCCUCCUCCUCGACAGGUACCCGACCCUCAACGACCCGGCUGGCCUCCGUGGGAAGAACGUCUCGGCCGCCGAUGGCGGCGGCGGCGACGGCAACGCCACCAACAGCCUCGUCGCCGUCCAGGUCGGCACGGUGAUGUCCUACGUCAGGGACUCCCCAAACGUCGGCCUCAACGUCACCGUCACGCCCAACCGCACGGCGGCGCCGAGCGGCGGCUCCACCGUGUGGAUCCAGUACCGCGCCGUCGAGCACCGCUUGUCGGUGCACGUGGCCGCCGCCGGCGAGCCACGGCCGGCUAGGGCCCUCCUCGACGUGCCGCUACGCCUCGCCGGCGACCGCACCACCCAGACGGCGCUCGUCGGCUUCUUUGCCGCGGAGAUCAGGGAUAUCAUCGUGGGUGUCCGUGACUGGGAGCUGACCGUGGAGAGGCUGCACAGGGACGGCGGCGGGAAGAAGAGCACGUCGUGGCUGGCGAUACUGCUGGCGGUGCUCGGGUCCGUGACCGGCACGGCGGCCAUGGUAUCGGUGGUGGUGUUUUGCUUUGUAAUCAAGAGACGGAGGCGAGACAUGGAACCCAAGCAGUAGCCAUAUAGGUAUAGGCCGUAGCUUAAAUUAUAUUCAUUCCAUUUCGAAU